AUGUCAUCACCACCCACCAGCGAUUCACCGAGCGUGCCCAACUCGCCGGGGUCAGACACGAGAUUGUGCCCUGAUGCGAGCAGGCAGCCCGGCCCCAGUGUAUUGAAGGCGUAUCUGCUCCAGAAUGCCCCGGAAUAUCGGAGGCUAGACGCGCUACGGCAAAAGGGAUGGGAGAAUAAAGCUGGAGAUGUAUUCUUCCAACAGCAGAGACAGCGAGCAGACCACCCAGAUCAAAAGACAAUCACGUUCUUCUACAAGAUGAUGAAGGGCAUUGCAAAGGAACUGCACUCAACGACUGGCGGCGCGCUCCGCGUCUACGCGAGAAGACCAGAUAGACCGCAGAUUCUAGACUUUUGCACGGCUCCGGGUGGGUUCCUCGAAUCGGCCAUUAAGAUGAAUCCUGGAGCCAGAGCCACGGCGUUCAGCUUGCCGCCCACGCAGGGAGGGCAUGAGAUCAUUAUGCCGCUGGAUUCCACCGUGGCGUUCAAGUAUGCGGACGUCACCAUGUUUGCCGGCGACAUGGGCUACACGGACGCCGUGCCAGCAGAGAACCCUGACGCCGCCAGCUUUGUGCUAGAGCGCAGCGUUGGCCCUGAGCAGCGCUUCCAUCUCGUCUUCUGCGACGGGCAGGUUCUGAGAACCCAUGUCCGGGCUGCCUAUCGGGAGCAGUGGGAGGCGCGGCGUCUGUCAGCGACGCAGCUCGCCAUUGGGCUCGAACACGUCUCGCUUGGCGGGACCAUGGUGGUGCUUUUGCACAAGCUCGAUGCCCCGGACACGGCGAGUCUGCUGCACACGUUUAGCAGGUUCUCUACCAUCCAGCUCUUUAAGCCGAAGAAGGCUCACGCCAAGCGAUCCUCGUUCUACAUGGUUGCCCGGGAUAUCCAGAACAAUUUGCCGCAGGCACGGGAGGCCAUCGAAGCCUGGAAGCUCACGUGGAAGACGCUGACUUUUGCCGCCGACGAAGAUCGCUGGGCGGCGGAUGGCCACAUGGAUGAACAAGAGCUGGUGGAGCAGUUUGGGUCGGACCUUGUAAGGCUCGGGAGGAGCAUUUGGGAGAUUCAGGCCGAAGCUCUCGAGAAGGCGCCGUUCAUGCAGGCCGGGCAGAAUUGA
Messenger RNA from Trichoderma atroviride IMI 206040, 1110 nucleotides. RefSeq lists its product as uncharacterized. Gene Ontology annotation, biological process: methylation. The record is from RefSeq and is a predicted model, not a curated record. Gene Ontology annotation, molecular function: methyltransferase activity. Lineage: Eukaryota; Fungi; Ascomycota; Sordariomycetes; Hypocreales; Hypocreaceae.